AUGAACGUUGUUAAAAGAGACGGACGCGUUGUUCCUGUCCAGUUUGACAAGAUCUCGUCCCGGUUAGAGAAGCUGGCGUACGGGUUGGACACGAAACACGUGCAUCCCUCCGCCAUCACGCAGAGAAUCAUCUCGGGUGUCUACGACGGGGUCACGACAGUCGAGUUGGACAAUUUGGCUGCGGAAACCGCCGCCUACAUGACGACAAUCCACCCAGACUACGCGACGUUGGCGGCCAGAGUGGCGAUCUCGAACCUCCAGAAACAGACGACAAAGAAGUUCUCCGAGGUUGUCGAGCAGUUGUACCGGUACAUCAACCCUAAGAACAACAAGCAUUCGCCUAUGAUCUCGACGAAGACGUACGAGGUCAUCCAGAAAAACGCACACGUCUUGGAUAACGCGAUCCACUACGACCGUGACUUCAACUACAACUACUUUGGUUUCAAGACCCUUGAGAGAUCCUACCUCUUGAGAUUGGACGGCAAGAUCGCCGAAAGACCUCAGCACUUGAUCAUGAGAGUCGCUGUCGGCAUCCACGGCGACGACAUCGACGGCGCCAUCGAGACGUACAACUUGAUGUCCAAGAGAUACUUCACUCACGCUUCUCCAACCUUGUUCAACGCCGGUACCCCGAGAAACCAGAUGUCCUCCUGUUUCUUGGUCGCAAUGCAGGAUGACUCGAUCGAGGGUAUCUACGACACCUUGAAACAGUGUGCUCUGAUCUCCAAGACCGCAGGUGGUAUUGGUUUGCACAUCCACAACAUCAGAGCCACAGGCUCCUACAUCGCAGGUACCAACGGUACCUCCAACGGUAUCAUUCCUAUGAUGCGUGUUUUCAACAACACGGCCAGAUACGUCGACCAAGGUGGUAACAAAAGACCAGGUGCCUUUGCACUCUACCUUGAGCCAUGGCACUCAGACAUCUUCGACUUCAUUGACGUGAGAAAGAACCACGGUAAGGAAGAAAUCAGAGCCAGAGACUUGUUCCCUGCUUUGUGGAUACCUGACUUGUUCAUGAAGAGAGUCGAACAGAACCAGGAAUGGACUCUUUUCUCCCCAAGUGAAGUCCCAGGCUUAUCCGAUGUCUACGGUGACGAGUUCGAAGAGCUGUACACCAAAUACGAAAGAGAAAACAGAGGCAGAAAGACCAUUAAGGCCCAAAAGUUGUGGUACUCGAUCUUGGAAGCCCAGACUGAAACCGGUACUCCUUUCAUGCUCUACAAGGACGCGUGCAACACCAAAUCCAACCAACAGAACUUGGGUAUGAUCAAAUCUUCCAACUUGUGUUGUGAGAUUGUCGAGUAUUCCUCCAACGAUGAAGUUGCCGUCUGUAACUUGGCUUCCGUUGCCUUGCCAGCUUUUGUCGAGAGCGAUGAACAUACUUCCUGGUACAACUUUGAGAAAUUGCACGAGAUCGCCAAGGUUGUGGCCAAAAACUUGAACAAGAUCAUCGAUGUCAACUACUAUCCUGUUCCAGAGGCACGUAGAUCUAACAUGAGAAACAGACCUAUUGCUGUCGGCGUCCAAGGUUUGGCCGACGCUUUCAUGCUCCUCAGAUUGCCUUUCGACUCCCCAGAGGCAAAGGAGUUGAACAUCCAGAUUUUCGAAACCAUCUACCACGCUGCACUUGAAGCAUCUGUCGAGUUGGCAAUCAAGGAAGGUGUCUACGAGACCUACGAGGGCUCACCAGCUUCGCAAGGUGUGCUCCAGUUCGACCUCUGGGGUAAGAAGCCUACCGACCUUUGGGACUGGGAUUCCUUGAAGGAGAAGAUCAGAGCCCAUGGUUUGAGAAACUCCUUGUUGGUUGCCCCAAUGCCUACUGCCUCGACCUCGCAGAUUCUUGGCUACAACGAGUGUUUCGAGCCAUACACCUCGAACAUCUACUCCAGAAGAGUCUUGGCCGGCGAGUUCCAGAUCGUGAACCCAUACAUGUUGAGAGACUUGGUUGAGAUGGGACUGUGGAACGACGCCAUGAAGAAUCACAUCAUCUCCGACAACGGUUCCAUCCAGAACCUUCCAAACAUCCCACAGGAAAUCAAGGACUUGUACAAGACGGUUUGGGAGAUCCCACAGAAGGCCAUCAUCGAUAUGGCUGCCGACAGAGGUGCGUACAUCGACCAGUCGCAAUCCAUGAACAUCCACUUGAAGAACCCAACCAUGGGCAAGUUGACCUCGAUGCAUUUCUACGGCUGGAAGAAGGGGUUGAAGACCGGUAUGUACUAUCUCAGAACCCAAGCUGCCGCCGCCGCCAUCCAAUUUACAGUUGAUCAGAACUCUGCCCAAAGCGCAGGUUCGACAGAGGCCAUCUUGAGCAAAAUCAACAUCAAGAAGUACGUUCCACGAAAGCUCUCCAAGGUGCAGGACGUCGAAGCCGUUGUGCCUGCCAAGCCUGCCAGCAUGCGUGAGGAGUUCAACAAGCUCAAGCUCGACGACGAGGUGCCACCGAUCCCGGUCACCGUCUCCUCCCCAGCCACGACCGCUAGCACGACCGACUCCUCCAACGAGGAGAUCGCUGAAGUCGAUAUCUUCAACUCCAAGGUCAUUGCCUGUGCCAUCGACAACCCAGAAGCAUGUACCAUGUGUUCCGGUUAG
Pichia membranifaciens NRRL Y-2026 is the source of this 2592-nucleotide messenger RNA. RefSeq lists its product as hypothetical. Gene Ontology annotation, biological process: DNA replication; deoxyribonucleotide biosynthetic process. NCBI's taxonomy places the organism in Eukaryota, Fungi, Ascomycota, Pichiomycetes, Pichiales, Pichiaceae. The record is from RefSeq and is a predicted model, not a curated record. Gene Ontology annotation, cellular component: ribonucleoside-diphosphate reductase complex. The coding region runs from base 1 to 2592 and encodes 863 amino acids. Gene Ontology annotation, molecular function: ATP binding; ribonucleoside-diphosphate reductase activity, thioredoxin disulfide as acceptor. The transcript has 2 exons.